Molecule: messenger RNA, 1158 nt
Organism: Stegastes partitus (bicolor damselfish)
Lineage: Eukaryota; Metazoa; Chordata; Actinopteri; Pomacentridae
Product: olfactory receptor 14A16
Exons: 1
Coding region: 1-1158 (385 amino acids)
Biological process (GO): detection of chemical stimulus involved in sensory perception of smell; G protein-coupled receptor signaling pathway
Cellular component (GO): membrane
Molecular function (GO): G protein-coupled receptor activity; olfactory receptor activity; odorant binding
Source: RefSeq, a predicted model, not a curated record
AUGCCAACAGCAGCUGUGACGCCGGAGACGCACAACCUCACCGGCUGCGUCAGCGGAGAGAACCAGACGGAGCCGCGCGUCACGGGGCGGCUGGACGCGGCCGGCUGCCUCUUCCUCUCCAUCAUGCCCUACGGUCAGGCGGUGCCAGCGCUCAUCUGCGUUUUUGUUUUGCUCACUCUUUUCUCGUGCCUGGUCAAUGUUCUCACCUUGUUGGCUCUCGCUCGGUCCGAGGAGCUCUCCUGGCAGCCGCGCUUCACCUUCCUGAAGAGCCUGAUUCUGAGCGACCUCAUCCAGACCGCCACCUUCGGCCCGCCGGUCAUCCACUCUCUGGUCCAGCGACGCACGAUGGCGUUCAGCACCUGGUGCUACGUUCAGUACUUUGUGGGGAGCGCCAGCAUCUUCACCAGCCUCCUCACCAUCACCUGCAUGGCGCUGGAGCGGUACAUGUACGUGUGCCACGCCAUCCACUACUUGGUCAUUCUGACUCAGAUUCGCCUGCGGAGAGUCCUGACCCUCAUCUGGGUUUACUCCAUCACCAUCGGCGUCGUCAACUUGGCGCUGCUGCACACGGCCGAACCGCAGGACAGCGGGCCGGUCACCAUGGGGCUGCUGUGCGAGCCGGACAUAAUGGAGCAGCACAUGGGCUUCCCCCGAGCCUCUGCCAUCUUUCGCAAAGUGGUGGGCUCGCUGACGCUGCUGCUGUGCCUGCUGAUUUACCUCUUCUCCUACUACAGGAUGUACCAGGACGCGCGUAACGCAGUGAUUCCCUUCAACACGGUCAACAACACGGCGCGUAAAACGGUGCUGUUCUACUGCGGCAUGUUGCUGCUGCAGCUGCUGCCGCUGCUGCUCAAAGUCAUCUCGGACGCGCUGUGGGAGGUCCGCGGCUCCUCGGCGAUGAUGGAGCGCUCCUCUCAGGCCGGAGACAUGUGCAUGGUGGAGCCCGCGCCCACGGCCACGGCGGCGCUGCUCCACAUGUCCCUGCUCAUGAUGCUCAUCGUGCCGCCGUGCAUCAACCCGCUGGUGUACGGUCUGAGGAACGUGGAGAUGCGCAAGGCGCUGCUCAGCCUGUUCCAGUGGUUGACGGAGAUCGUGGGAUCGUGGGUUCCAGACGGAGAUGGAGACGUUGUGCGUCAAAACCGAGCUCAGGCGGGAUAG